Messenger RNA from Lachnellula hyalina, 738 nucleotides. RefSeq names its product Pyroglutamyl-peptidase (gene PGPEP1). Bases 1 to 738 code for a protein of 245 amino acids. Gene Ontology annotation, cellular component: cytosol. The record is from RefSeq and is a predicted model, not a curated record. Gene Ontology annotation, molecular function: pyroglutamyl-peptidase activity. NCBI's taxonomy places the organism in Eukaryota, Fungi, Ascomycota, Leotiomycetes, Helotiales, Lachnaceae. Gene Ontology annotation, biological process: proteolysis. The transcript has 3 exons.
AUGGGCUCACAUGCGGCCGAGCUUCCCCCUCGAGAAGAUGAAAUAACAGUUCUUGUCACCGGCUUUGGGCCUUUCAGAGCACAAUAUCCUAUCAAUCCUUCAUGGGAGAUUGCAAAGUCUCUUCCACCCUUCCUACCUGCCGCAAAGCCGGCCUCGACACAAUUAUCUACACUUGCAGAGUUACCGCCUGUUCGAAUACUUGUAUACCCGGAACCCGUCAGGGUCUCAUAUAAGGUCGUUAGAGAGUUGGUCCCUACUCUAUGGCAAGGUCGGAAAAUAGACUACGCAAUCCACAUUGGCAUGGCCUCGGGGCGUAAGUUUUACAGCGUAGAGAGGCGCGGACACCGAACUGGCUACAUGAUGAGAGAUGUUGAUAAUGAAUUUCUUGGUGACGCCGAAAGACGGAAAGAAGAACAGGAAAAAUGGAUCUGGCAUGGACUACCAGAAGAGCUGCUGAGUUCUGUAGAUGUCGAUGAUGUUUGGAGGAGGUGGAGAACUGCACUACCAGACGUCGAUGUUCGAGUGAGCGAAGACGCAGGCCGAUAUCUUUGCGACUUUAUAUAUUACUCAAGUCUGGCGUAUUUAACGAAAGAGGAAGAGGAAGAGCGGCGUGUGGUAUUCUUGCACGUACCAGUCAACAGUGACGAAACGGCUGUUAAUACCGGUACUGAAGUGGCGCUCGAGUUGAUACGAGCAUUGGUGCAGAGUGGGAGAAUGAAGAAGUUGGUACAAUCUUGA